Messenger RNA from Panthera uncia (snow leopard), 3718 nucleotides. Its product is annotated as peptidyl-prolyl cis-trans isomerase A-like. The record is from RefSeq and is a predicted model, not a curated record. Gene Ontology annotation, molecular function: peptidyl-prolyl cis-trans isomerase activity. Gene Ontology annotation, biological process: protein peptidyl-prolyl isomerization. The coding region runs from base 906 to 1499 and encodes 197 amino acids. Lineage: Eukaryota; Metazoa; Chordata; Mammalia; Carnivora; Felidae. The transcript has a single exon.
UUCCUGCGGCAGCAUCUAGGAGAGCAUGGCACCCCUGCGUCGGUUCACACAAUCUAGUGCAAUUCUUUAUCUUGCUUGUGCUAAGGUUGUGCCUGGCAAGAAGAGGAAGUACACGACUGUUUCAAACGUCGACGUUGGAUUUUGAGGCGAGGUCCAAAGCAGAUUGGUUCUGUUCCUGCCAAGGACUGGAAUCUUACCUCUGGUACCCAGCCCGGCGUCAGAGUCCCCACUGACAGUUGCCAUCCCUGAGACUGAGCUCAGUGUGAUUUCUGAAGCCUUUGCCUGUUGCCCAGUGUCGGUACCGGGGUUGCUCCUAUGGGAACCCAACCCGAUUACCUCCUCUGGGCCCUUCUACCAACAGUGAACCUGAGUCAUGACUAAGGCAUUCUGCACUAACCAGGAUUUAUUUGGAAAACAGAAAACCUUUAGCUAUUUCGAGAAGAAAGUGAUUUGAUACAAGAGUUGGAGGCUUACUAAGGAACUGGAGAGGCCGGCAGCCACCUUUAUCGAAACGGGGCGGAUAGUAACAUAAAGAAAGAACCACCGGUGAUCUCAGCUACCUGCCGUAGCCAGAAGCACCUGGCGACACCUCCCAUUGCUCAUCUGCCAAAGCCCACACACCUGCCUGCCACCACCACGCUGGGCGUUGGCUUCUCUCCUGCCCCGUGAGUGUGUCCUGUUUGUGUGGCCUCACUCUGAACCUCGAUGACACAAAGCCUGGAGAAGGUAGCUCACACACUUCUAGCCUCAGAGAUACUGGGAACAUCGUAAAAGAAAGAACAUAGUGCUGAGUAGCUUACUGAUAGUACAGGCUAUAUCCUGUCUCUAGAAAUUUUCUGAAGCUGAGUAUUGAGCCUUUAAGUAGGACACUUAAAGAGGACAGUGUUACUCCUCCAAAGUCAAAGAUGCUAAGAAAAACAUUUCUUAUCUGGAGCUCUGUAACGGUGGCCCUGCAGAUGCCACUGCCCCGGAAGCUCUGGUGCUGUCCAGCCACCGUCGACCCCACCGUGUUCUUCAACGUCACCGUGGAUGGCGGGCCCUUGGGCCAUGUCUCCUUUGAGCCGGUUGCAGGCAAAGUUCCAAAGACAGCAGAAAACUUUUGUGCUCGGAGCACUGGGGAGAAAGGAUUUGGUGAUAAAGGUUCCUGCUUUCGCAGGAUUAUUUGGGAAUUUCUGUGCCAGGACUGUGCCUGCACAUGCCAUAAUGGCACUGGUGGCCAGUCCAUCUAUGGGGAGAAAUCUGACGAUGAGAAUUUCAUCCUGAAGCACACGGGUCCUGGCAUCUUGUCCGUGGCACACGCUGGACCCAACACAAAUGCUUCCCAGGUUUUCAUCCCCACUGCCAAGACUGAGUGGUUGGAUGGCAAGCAUGUGGCCUCUGGCAAGGUGAAAGAGAGAAGGAAUAUUGCAGAAGCCACGGAGGGCUUUGGCUCCAGGAAUGCCAAGGCCAACAGGAAGACCACUAUUGCUGACCGACACUUGACUUGUGUUUUAUCUUAACUACCAGACCAUUGCUUCUGUAGCUCAUGAAGGCACCCCUUCACCCCCAUCUGCUGGAAAUAUCCUAUAAUCUCUGUGCUCUCGCUGCAGUUCUGUGGGUUCCAUAUUUUCCUAAUACUCCCCUCCAAGUCUAGCUGGAUUGUGGAGUUAUGUUUAUGAUAAUGAAAGAAAAACUAAACAGCAACAAUAACACCAACCAAAGAUUCUGUAAUGGUUCUAAUAGUGGAUGUGAAUCACUUGUAUCAAGUGAUUUGAUACAAGGGUUGGAGGCUUACUGACUAGUCCAAGCAGAACUACCAGGAAAAUUGGGCAACUCUCCGUACCCACACCCUUACUCUGCGCAGUAUAGUUGUACCCUGAGAUUCCCUUAUUUCCUGGUGAAAUAUGUACCACACUUUAGUCAGCUGACUCAGUGUCCGUUCUACUCCUGUAUGCCAAGGUCACAGUCUUGGAUACGUUUUGGGCUAAGUCUGCUCCUCCAGAGCAGUCUUGGAAAAAGUCCCCAGGAGGCGGUGGGGACUGGCCAGUGGGUCAUCCCUGAAUACCUGCUCCAUCACAUAGUCGUCCAGGGCAUGGGACUUGGCUGAGUGCUAACACCACUGUGGCUGUUGCUUUUAGUGGCAUAUUAUACUUGUCAUCUGAUUCACAACAUUGGCUUCCAGAAGCUGUGCUUUUGGCCUGGGUACAAGACUAAAAGGCUGAAGCAACCAUGAAAUUGACCUAAUGCUGUUUAAAAAUGUUACUGCUGCUUACGAGUCAUGAAGUCUGAUUUACUCCUCAUAGAAUGCUAAUAAUCAGGUUUCUUUUCAUCGCAAAGUGAAAUAGUCUUUGUAUAUUCACGAUUAGGUAUUGGGAAGGAAAUUUUACUCUGUUUAGUAGAUUAAUUAAUAGUAAAUAUGACGCCGUGAUGUAUUUUUUUUUCCCUCAAGAACAUUUUAUAAAACCAGAACUCAGUAAAGCCAAUUGUUCUUUUGGAUAAGCCAAAUAAAAAGUGUUCUACCUAAGCACCUAGGGACUCUUGAUUUAAUCUAACUGAAAUAUUAACUUCAAUUUUUUUAAGACUUCAAUAACUGAUAGUUCUAAUUUAUUUCUUCUGAGAAAUUUGUGUUGGAAUUCUAAUCGAUAUUAUUCUAAAGAUUAAAAAAAUUCUGGUUGGAAAGUAGAGAUAUAUCUACUAUUAAAAUUUUGUUUCUUUGGGGGCACCUGGGUGGCUCAGUCGGUUGAACGUCCGACUUCGGCUCAGGUCAUGAUCUCACAGUUUGUGGGUUCAAGCCCCGCAUCAGGCUCUGUGCUAACCGCUUGCUCAGAGCCUGGAGCCUGCUUCGGAUUCUGUGUCUCCUUCUCUCUCUGCCCCUCCCCCACUCACGCUUUGUCUCACUCUGUUUCUCAAAAACAAAUAAAUGUAAAAAAAAAAAAAAUUAAAAAAAUGUUGUUUCUUUGAUAAUGAUUAGCAAGCAAACGGAAGGGCAUAAGAACUUAAUAAUGAAAAUAUUAAAUUUUAAGAUCAUUUUCCAAAGUAGAUAGUUAAUUAACUGGAAGCUGUACUCUUUUCUGGCUCUAUAUUGAAUUGUCCUUUACUUGCACUGAACACUGGCUUAUUGUUUCUUCUUGCUGUCUCUCAUUUUGUUUUCAUGAAGUAAAGGCUCUUCAUAUGAUUUUUCUGUUGACAAUGGUAACAUGUCAGCAAGAUGUUUUACAACAGAGUAGUUUUGGGGCUGCAUCUGACUCUCUGCGACCUUUCAUGUAUGAUAUGUUAGACCCCUAGACAGAUAUAAAGAUGAGACAUCAAGACUAAGAGUGCUAAGAGACAUGUUCUGGAAAAUAAGGCCUGCAGGAAAUCAUUCUAAGCGAAUCAACAAUAACUUAUCAAAGGGUAUAAUGUUUCAGUUCUAGGAGAAACCAAGAAUACUGGAAUUUGUUCCAGAACUUCACUUCACCUUGAUUUAAUGGAUAAACAUGAAUGUGAAAUUAUGCCAGUUCCUUCUAGACUUAAAUUGUGAUAUGAAAUGAGGAACUGGUAGCUGUGAUCAAGUUCCUGAUUCUUACAAAUGAUGAAGAUAUGCAAAGUAUAUUUCCAGUCUUUGUAUAAACGCAUUAAUGUUCUGGCUCAUUGGAGUAUUUUUCUGAUUAACCAGUGGAUACGUACUUCUAUGUGUGUGCUUGCCUGGAAGAGAGAAAUGCUUACUCUUGAUUAAUGUGCUUCUGAUUAUAUACAUCUU